GGAGGAGGAGGAGGAGGAGCAGUCCUGUAUUUUCUGAAGGAUCAUUCCAAGUUGGAUCAUUCGGACCGGACCGGACCGGACCGGGAAGGUGGGCUGAAUCCAGGGGGAGUGUGUUGGCAUCAUGUACUUGUCACCACCGCUGCAGCCACAGAGACAGUCAAUGUAACUGUCUUCAGUCUAACGCUCCCGACACAAUGGAUGGAAAAAAUGACAGCGUUCAGUGGAACAGUUCACGCGCGCAGACGCACCGUUUCAGCAACCUGGACGACAUCGACGUGACGGCGGACGGGAGCCCCGUCCUGAGGUUCCUCGUCUGCCUCGUGUACUCCGUGGUGUGCGCCGCGGGUCUCGUGGGGAACCUGCUCGUGCUCCUCUUCACCAGAGUCCAACAGGAGAGGAAGAAAUCCCAAGUGGACUUCUUGGUGCUCAACCUGGCGGUGACCGACCUGCAGUUCGUGCUCACGCUGCCCUUCUGGGCCGUGGACGCCGCGCUGGACUUCAGCUGGCCGUUUGGAGACGCCAUGUGCAAGAUCAUCCUCUCCGUCACCGUCAUGAACAUGUACGCCAGCGUGUUCUUCCUCACCGCCAUGAGCGUGACCCGCUACUGGUCGCUCGCCUCUGCCCUGAAGAACACACCUGUGCACACGUCAUAUUCCGCCAAAGUGACCUGCGCCGUCAUUUGGACUCUGGCGACUCUGGCGACCGCACCAACAUCCAUUUUCUCAACCGUCAGCAACGUGAGCGGAGAGAAGCUGUGUUUGCUGCGGUUUCCCGGCGGCCAGUACUGGUUGGCAGUGUAUCACAUCCAGAAGAUACUCGUCGGCUUUGUGCUGCCGAUGUGCGUAGUGUCCGUGAGCUACAUCCUGCUGCUGCGCUUCAUCCGCAGUCGGAGCGCGAGGACGCGCAACCCCAGACGGAGGUCGCAGGUCACGAAGUCCAUCACCAUCGUAGUGUUGAGCUUCUUCUUGUGCUGGAUGCCGAACCACGCCAUCACUUUGUGGAGCGUGCUGGUCAAAAUGAACGCUGCCAACUGGGACAGAGCCUAUUACGUCGUCCACACGUACGUGUUCCCACUGAGCAUCUGUCUGGCGCACACGAACAGCUGCCUCAACCCCAUCAUCUACUGCCUCAUGAGGAAGGAGUUCCGGAACAAACUGAGAAGUCUGAUCCACAGAUCUCAGUGACGGCUCCGUAUGUGUGUGCGUAGAGCGCAGCCAUACGCACCGAGCGCGCGCGGAGGAACGCGCACAAAGCACAUUUACGGUAAGCAUCAUUGUGCAACUGUCGGUCCAGCGAAAUGCUUGUCUUUAGAUGGAGCGUUUCUGCGGGGAACAAGGGCAGCUGCGCAUUUGGUGCGGUCAUUUUACACUGACUCAUUUCUGAUCCGCACAUAUUCUGUUAACGUCUCUGUAAAUGUUCAUCAGGUCACAACUUACGUGUUCGUGACCUCGUCACUUCCAGAAGCAAAGUAUUGUUAGUGAUCAUGACGUGAUUUAGUGCAAAAUGUGACAUAUUGUUGUAAUUAUGCAAAUAAUGUGUGUGAUAAUAAACGAUGUCCUGAAGCUUGAA
Molecule: messenger RNA, 1569 nt
Organism: Betta splendens (Siamese fighting fish)
Lineage: Eukaryota; Metazoa; Chordata; Actinopteri; Anabantiformes; Osphronemidae
Gene: rxfp3.3a1
Product: relaxin family peptide receptor 3.3a1
Exons: 1
Coding region: 195-1184 (329 amino acids)
Biological process (GO): G protein-coupled receptor signaling pathway; immune response
Cellular component (GO): membrane
Molecular function (GO): G protein-coupled receptor activity
Source: RefSeq, a predicted model, not a curated record